Hippocampus zosterae (dwarf seahorse) is the source of this 1029-nucleotide messenger RNA. RefSeq names its product ras-related protein Rab-39B-like. The transcript has 2 exons. Gene Ontology annotation, cellular component: Golgi membrane. Bases 262 to 915 code for a protein of 217 amino acids. Lineage: Eukaryota; Metazoa; Chordata; Actinopteri; Syngnathiformes; Syngnathidae. The record is from RefSeq and is a predicted model, not a curated record. Gene Ontology annotation, molecular function: GTP binding; GTPase activity.
GCGAAUCUGUACCGAAUGAAAGUGGCCCCGGAGUGAACACAAACUUCCCACGUGUGCGCCACGCCCAGUAGUGACGUCACGCCACGCCUUCAACGCCGUUCUCGUGUGUGAACAAGCAAAUGUAAGCAACUUGGCCAAACCCUUCAUGGAAGUAAACGCGUCCGUGUCGGCUGGAAAAUGAAAUGCAAGCCACAAGUUGUCCUGAAAUAUGGUGGUUAAUUAAAUAGGCUUUGACUUCCCCACCUCGCCCGUCUUGCGAGUAUGGACCCCAGCCUGUGGCAGUACCAGUUCCGCAUCAUCAUGUUGGGCGACUCGACGGUGGGCAAGUCGUCGCUGCUCAAACGCUUCACGGAGGACCAGUUUCUCGAGGCCAUCGAUGAGACGGUUGGGGUGGACUUCUACGUUCACUUUAUGGAGGUGGAACCCGGCGUCCGGAUCAAGUUGCAGUUCUGGGACACUGCCGGUCAGGAGCGCUUCAGGUCGGUGACGCGCUCCUACUACCGCAACUCAGUGGGAGGCCUUCUGGUCUUUGACCUGACCAACCGCGCGUCCUUCGAGCACAUCCGGGACUGGCACGCCGAGGUGUGCGAGCAUGUGCUGCCCCACCGGGUCCUGUUUGUCCUGGCGGGCCACAAGAGCGAUUGUGACGGCCAAGCCAAGCGGGCGGUGAGCCGCGACGAGGCCGAGAAGCUGGCCGCCGUCAUGGGCAUACCCUACGUGGAGGCCUCGGCCAAGACGGGCCACAACGUCAAGGAGACCUUCGAGCUGCUGGCCCGCCGGAUUUACAAGGGACUGGCGAGCGGGGAGGUGGAUCUGCACGAGGGCUGGGAUGGAGUCAAGUGCGCUGCGCCGCUCGCUCUGCAGGGACGCAGGAGCAGCCUGGCCCGAAAGAACAAAAAGAAAUGCUGUGACUAGAGUGGUUCAAGCCAAGGUCCCCCAACUUUGUUUACACCAUCGACCGCUUACACUUCAAACAAUUUUUUGAUAGACUGACGCAGAAACAUAUUAAAAUAAACAUGAAAGGUGCAA